Molecule: messenger RNA, 1965 nt
Organism: Blastomyces dermatitidis ER-3
Lineage: Eukaryota; Fungi; Ascomycota; Eurotiomycetes; Onygenales; Ajellomycetaceae
Exons: 10
Coding region: 1-1965 (654 amino acids)
Source: RefSeq, a predicted model, not a curated record
AUGGGUAAGAAGUUGACACAUGAACAGAGGAAACAGAGGGCUAGAGAAGCUGGUUUUGACCCUGAUAAGUCUAAACUUAGUCCUGAAAAGGUCAAGAAGCAACUGGAGCCUGUCACGCGUCAAGGCUAUGAUAAUGUCUGGGACGUCUGGACAGGAUACUGCGACACACAUGAGACCAGAGACAUAUUUGAUGAGCAGACUAAAAACCAUUUCAUCGUCUAUAUUGGCAAGAUCACUCGGGGAAAGAAUCCGAAGAAGGACCCAAGACCCAAACCCUCAUCUAUCAUGCAGUCAUGGCUGAGAAUCUCCUUCAGCAGCUGUGACAAAAUGAUUGGUCGAGGGCUUCGCGUCUCUGACGAUCUGAACAUCUUGGUCAUUCACAACCGCAAGAGCCAGCCUGAAUUCAUCAUCAGGCUCAAGAGAGAUGCAAAAGAAAUGUCUAAUAAGAAAAUUGAGCACCCUAAACAUCCUAUGCAGGAGGAUAUUGAGUCGCUUUCACUUUAUCUGAAUCCAGUUCUUGAGUCUCUUGCAAUCUGUCUCGCACAGGGUCUCUUUCGCGACUUUGAGACCGCUGAUGAAAUAUUCAAGCUUAACCCUUCGCCGGACGAAAGCUAUGAACUUUUCGAGCGGGCGGUGGGUGAACCAACUCAGCUCAAAUUCAAGUUGUCAGCCAAUUGUUCUGACAAGGGCGGCACAGAAAAUGGGUACUCAAUCAAUGAGAGAAUGAAAUUUGGUGGUCAUACGGAUCCGCGGGUAUUCUCUGGAUCUUAUAUGAGCUCAACUAGUAGUGUGGAUGGAGUCGGAAGUAUUCUUGGUAGCGCGUCAUGGAGACAUCAGCAAUCACUUCCGCGGCUUGUCUCUGCGGCGCCAUCCACGGCUAUGGCAAGUCCUACCAGCAAAACUGCGGCAGGAUUUCGAGGACGGCCCGAACAAAAAUAUAACCUUUUGGCUCAAGAACUAGAUGCCUGGCAAAUGCGUCUCGCAAAGGAGAGAAAGCCAGGGACAGCUGAAGAUGACAAUCAUGUCCUGUUGUAUCACUGGACAUGGCAGAAGAGCCCUGUGUCAGAUCACCCAGCUCUCAAGACAAAUAAUGGUUACUGUCCUGUGGCUGAAUGCACCAUCAUUGUGAAUGAACAAUCCCUAAAACUUAAAUGGAGGCAUAUCUAUCAAUGUCUCAAAAAGAGCCUGCAGAAGCUGCAUGGCUUUUCAUCUCUUUGUUUUAUCUGUCAUCAGUGGUUCACUGAUAAGACAGAGUUUGAACAACAUUGUCAAGAUCAUCUUGAUUGCCUGGAAACAAUUCCCAUCCAGUACAACUACCUGGAGGUUUGCGGGAUGCUGGCAUCUCCUGGGUACUGCCCCGAGUGUCUAGGGGACACUGCCAAGUCUGCGAGCGAUCGUCUAAAACCCUUUCUGGAUCCGCAGUCGCUCAAAAGAGAGAUGGACAGACAUUAUAAGCUUCUCAUAGAUGACAAACCUGCAGCUUGCGGUUCGCCGCAUUGUGAUAUGCUAUUUGACUCAAUAUUGAAUCUUCAGCAUCAUUAUAAUGAUCUCCACUGCAUCCCUAUUCCCAAAAAAUGCAACAACUUCAAGCUAGAGGUCAAUAUCAAUCAGCCAGACUUGUCGCAAGUCAAAGACAAUACUAACAGCGAUCUUACAUUUGAUAUUACCACCGCCGCGAGCUUCAAGCGGAAGACCAUCGAUAUUGACGAAACAGAGACAGCAGAGCCAAAGGAGAAGCAUCAUAAAUGCGAAUUAGUCUAUAACAAUCGUCAUGAAGAGACAUCCCCGUUGAUGUCAGAGAUAUCAGAGAGUCAAUAUACCAUUCAUGACUCUGGAUAUUCUUCUUCUAGCAUUCGUCUGGGAGAUGGUAGCGAGUAUGAUUGUGAACCUGCUGAUGCAUCGAUUGUUGUUUCGUCUCUUUCAAGCCACAUCGAGCCUCGCUUGUUUGAUCAUAAAAUUGUCUAA